AUUUUGGUUGUCUACUGUUUUUUUUAUAAAUAUUAACCAUAAUUUGAUAAAUUUAUUGUAAAUAAGAAAUUAUGACUUACCUGUUGUUGACAUCAAUUAAAAUUAGUAGUAGUAGUAACUGUUUGACUAUAAUUUCAUUGGUAUUUAUUAUUAUUAUCACAUCUAAUGUUAUCAAUUGUCAACCAAAUAGCCAGAGCUCGUUAUGUCAAAGUUUGCCCAUAUAUUCAAUCGAUCGGUUUCCCAAUCGGACGGUACGAUUGUUUCGCGAGUCAGACUACUGGGAUUUGACUGGUUUUCCCGAUAAGAUUCAGGUCAGUCCCAGCGGUCGGAUGACUGACUACGAGUUCUUGCAUCCGGUACGCGAAAAUCAACGACUGGUGACCGUAUUGGCCGGUCAUACGAAAGUAGUAAACAGAAUCUACAAGUUUGGCGGUAUGUUUUGGUGGUCGUGGUAUGAAAAUCCGGUCAACAAGUCGCAGAUGAUGUAUGCGGCCACCGAAGUCGGCUUCUAUUGGGACGAACUGCCCAAAGAGCACGGCUUUGCCGCCGUCUUUCAUAACGGCGACACCAAUGACCCGAUACUUGUCGGUCUCGAAGCUGAUCGUAAUUAUAGUACCGAACACAUGAAAAUCCACUACUUUAGCACCAAAAACGACACAUUUGUACGAAAGGCCGGCAACUAUUAUAACGAAAAAUACUUUCCCAUUGAUGUUGUCGACGCCUUUUCGUGGCCACUGAGCGGCGACAACCAAAUGGCUGUCUAUAUCAUCAAAAGUGAUGACACUUAUUGUGAACUAAUUAAUGGCAAAUCUUGCUCUGAAUGGAAGCCAUGGAAUAGACUACUGGGCUGUAAGGACAGGGUUAUACCGACGACGACCACCACUCCUCCUCCUCCUCCGACUACUAUCCCAAUGAUAACCCCGGAUAGCGUUGUAGCCACCAGUUCCUCAAUAACUAUACUACCGCCGACUUGUUUGAUAUUAAUGUUGGUCAUUGAAUUUUUUCAUUAUUAUUAG
This is a messenger RNA of Oppia nitens, 1016 nucleotides long. RefSeq lists its product as uncharacterized. The coding region runs from base 72 to 1016 and encodes 314 amino acids. NCBI's taxonomy places the organism in Eukaryota, Metazoa, Arthropoda, Arachnida, Sarcoptiformes, Oppiidae. The transcript has 4 exons. The record is from RefSeq and is a predicted model, not a curated record.